CGGCGGGCGGCGGGGAAGCGCGAGCAUGGCCGGCCGGCGCGGGGCCCUCAUCGUGCUGGAGGGCGUGGACCGCGCCGGCAAGAGCACGCAGAGCCGCAAGCUCGUGGCCGCGCUGUGCGCCGCGGGCCACCGCGCGGAGCUGCUCCGUUUCCCGGAAAGAUCAACCGAAAUUGGCAAACUUCUGAGUUCUUACUUGGAAAAGAAAAGUGAGGUGGAGGACCACUCGGUGCACCUGCUUUUCUCCGCGAACCGCUGGGAGCAAGUGCCGCUGAUUAAGAAGAAGUUGAGCCAGGGCGUCACCCUCGUUGUUGACAGAUACGCAUUUUCUGGUGUCGCCUUCACCAGCGCCAAGGAGAACUUUUCCCUGGAUUGGUGCAAGCAGCCAGACGUGGGCCUCCCCAAGCCGGACCUGGUGGUGUUCCUUCAGCUGCGGCUGGCCGAGGCCGCCGUGCGGGGGGAGUUCGGCCGUGAGCGCUACGAGAGCGGGGACUUCCAGGAGCGGGCGCUGCGCCGCUUCCACCAGCUGAUGGCCGAUGAGACUUUGAACUGGAAGUUCUAUGUGGCUUCAAACUAGUCUGGAUUUAUAACACAUUUCAAACCCUGCAGGGAACAAGACAAGAAGACGGUCGACGCUUCCAAAAGCAUCGAAGAUGUCCACAAGGAAAUCCACGCCCUCUGUGUGUACACCAUCCAGGCCGCCGCACAGAGGCCGCUGGGGGAGCUGUGGAAGUAGCCAUGCAGUGCCCCCUCUGGUCCCGCGGGGCCGAGCCGGGGGCACGUGGACACCCAGACGCCGCGCUCACGGAGCAGGACGCAGAGACAAGCAGCCGCAGGUCAGCCCCCCAGGAGCCGGCGGGGCGUGCCCGGGGCGCCGUGCGGGCAGUGCUGUGCCGCCGCUGUCCUCUGUCCUCUCCUUCACCCCCAAGAUACCAGUAAAUUACUGUGUUUUGUGCUUUCUUAUGGAAAUUUAACACACAUGCAGGUAGUUUCAGUGAAAUGGUAGUCAGUUAAAACUGUCCCGCAUUUCUUACAGGCAGUAAUAAAAAUUCAUUUGAAAAGACA
Callorhinus ursinus (northern fur seal) is the source of this 1062-nucleotide messenger RNA. NCBI's taxonomy places the organism in Eukaryota, Metazoa, Chordata, Mammalia, Carnivora, Otariidae. The record is from RefSeq and is a predicted model, not a curated record.